Molecule: messenger RNA, 3804 nt
Organism: Monopterus albus (swamp eel)
Lineage: Eukaryota; Metazoa; Chordata; Actinopteri; Synbranchiformes; Synbranchidae
Gene: mpp3a
Product: MAGUK p55 scaffold protein 3a
Exons: 20
Coding region: 176-2011 (611 amino acids)
Molecular function (GO): protein binding
Source: RefSeq, a predicted model, not a curated record
CGGUAGCAGGUUUGUGAGAGCAGCAGCCAGAAGAGAAAGAAGGAAGCAGCAGGAGGAGGAAUCGGAGCGUGAGAAACCGUGUGGCUGCAGUCAGGAGGGACACAAACACAGAGAGGGGGAGAGGUGGAGAUACAGAGAGAAAAGAGAAGGUUUGCCCUCCUCACCUCACUGACCCAUGAAAGAAGCCAUGCCGGUCCUCACAGCAGGAGCAGGGCUACAUGAAACGUUGGCCCUGCUGACCUCUCAGCUGCGGCCUGAUGCCAAUCAUAAGGAGGACAUGGUGUUCCUCAAAGACGUCUUCAGUGAGAGAAGCUUGGGAUAUCUCAUGAAGAUUCAUGAGAAGCUGAGACAGUAUGAGAGACAGAGUCCAACGCCUGUCCUCCACAGUGCCUCCUCUCUGGCUGAGGAUGUGGCAGAGGAGCUUCAGAGUGGACCAAUGAGCAGCGAGGAGAAGGAGUUGCUGCAUCUGUUGACAUCACCACAUCUCAAGGCUGUCCUGUCGGUGCACGACACUGUGGCUCAGAAGAACUUUGACCCUGUGCUGCCGCCACUACCAGAUGACUUUGAGGAUGAGCUAGAGGAAGAGUCAGUGAAGAUCGUCAGGCUGGUGAAGAACAAGGAGCCUCUGGGAGCCACCAUCAGGCGGGAUGAAGCCACCGGUGCAGUGAUUGUGGCUCGGAUUAUGAGGGGAGGUGCAGCUGACCGCAGUGGUCUGGUUCAUGUAGGAGAUGAACUUAGGGAGGUCAAUGGGGUCUCUGUGAUCCACAAGAGACCUGAUGAGAUCAGUCAACUGCUGUCCCAGUCCCAGGGCUCCAUCACUUUAAAGAUAAUCCCUGCCAUUAAAGAAGAGGACCGGCUGAAGGAGAGUAAGGUGUAUAUGAGAGCCUUGUUUGACUACAUCCCCUUGGAAGACAAGGCCACACCCUGCCAAGAGGCGGGACUGCCCUUUAAGCGGGGAGACAUUCUGCAGGUCGUGAGUCAGGAUGACUCCACGUGGUGGCAGGCCAAACGUGUAGGAGACAGCAACCUGCGGGCCGGACUCAUCCCCUCAAAGCAAUUCCAAGAGAGGCGAUUGGCCUACAGGAUGAAAAUGGGCACACUCCCGAAUCCAAAAUCCCCUAAAAAGCCUGUCUAUGACCAAGGAUGUGAUAAAGAGGACUGUGACUGUGAGGGCUAUUUCAAUGGACAGUACAUAGUCUCUCCUAAGUGUAAAGCAGUGGCGCCCUCCUGUGGCCAGGUGUUUUCCUGGGAAUUUUAUUCAGCUGGUUUACGGAGGAGUUUCCGGCUGAGUCGUAAGGACAGACAGGGAUCAUCAGGAGAGUGCUCUGAUCCUGGCGCCUCGGAGUUCCUGACCUAUGAGGAGGUGACCCGCUACCAGCAGAGGCCUAGUGAGAGACCCCGUCUGGUGGUUCUGAUAGGUUCUCUUGGGGCUCGAAUCAAUGAACUCAAACAGCGGGUCAUUGCUGAAAACCCACAUUGCUACGCAGUGGCUGUACCACAUACAACUAGGCCCAAGAAACCUCAUGAGAAGGAUGGGGUGGAGUACCACUUUGUCACCAAACAGCAAUUUGAUGCAGACAUUUUGAACAACAAGUUCAUAGAGCAUGGGGAAUACAAGGAAAACCAGUAUGGCACCAGUAUAGAGGCUAUCCGCUCUAUACAGGCCAAAAAUAAGAUGUGUAUAGUAGAUGUGCAGCCUGAGGCCCUGAAGAGGCUGCGGACUGCAGAGUUCAAGCCCUAUGUCAUAUUUGUCAAACCUCGAGUUCCUGAGAGCAGACGUCGCCGCAGUGCCGGCACCUCUCCAGGAGGGGGAGAACAUGGUCGCAUCACAGACGAGGACCUGCAGGAGAUGCGUCAGUCUGCCCUCCAGAUCGAUCAGCAGUAUGGACACCUGGUGGACAGGGUCCUUAUCAAGGAGGACUCAGCCAGUGCGUGUGCAGAACUGCAAGGGAUCUUGGAAAGUCUGGAGCAGGAGUCCUUCUGGGUACCUGUCAGCUGGGUACGGACCUAAACGUACCACCGUCCCUGCAACUUCCAGAGGAACUUCACAGCUCACCUGCCCACCUCCCUCUAUCUCACAGACACAGGGUUGAGUACCUGAGGAACCAAAGGGAGAGAAUGAUGUCAGAAGAAUACCUCAUCAUCUGAGGUCCUGCAGCAAAUACACAGCUCUCUUGGCCAGUUCGUCACCCAAAAUCUGUCACCGCCUCAUGUCACAUUUAUUUUGUAGUUUAAGUAGUAUUUCUGAAACAAUCACUUUUUCUAUCUGCCUCAUUUUAUUCAAUAAGUGUGUCAGGUUUGGGAUCCCACUCAGGAUUGCUCCAACAGCUAUAGUACGACUUCUGUUGGAGAACCUUCAGUAGCAUUUUUUUUAAGUUUACAUUAACUAAAUGCUUCCUAUCAGUUCUUACAGCUCAUGCAUCCUGUACAGUAACAACCCAUCAUACAUUCUAGAGUAUUUAAUACAUGAAACUAAGGGAAUGCUGUGUGAAACUGUUCUUUUUGCUGAACCAUAAAUAGAAUUUCCACACAUGCACAGCAACAAAUUUUUAGGAAACGCAUGAUAGCUGAUUAUUUAACCUCAGAUAUACUGUAAAUGGUACUCCUUGUGUGCCAAUGAAAGAGCUCGUAGCACUUCAAUGCAACCCGUUUACCUUGGUCCCUGUGUAAAAUAACAGUAUGUUUACAUGCACCAACAUGUAAUGCUACUUUUAUGUACAAGAACUGGUUUUUUGUAUGGGGUUAUUUGAGAAUCAGGGUUUUGCUUAUUAUUGUCAGACUGAAUAUGGCUGGUGGUAGUAGCCACAGAUUUUAAAUGAGGGGAAAAAAAGUCAACUGAUGAAUUGUCUGAGCAGAAAUAUCACAGCUUCUCAGUUGUAAGGCCUUUGUCUCUGUAACAGUAAACUGAAAUUUUUGGAGUUAGAUGAGCAAAUCUGAAUGCAUCACUUUGGGUUUUUAAAAAGUUGCAACAGGCAUUAUAGUGAAAAAUGCCUGUUGCAGUGAUACAGAUUAAUCAAUUUAAAGACCUGACAUUGAGAUGUAGUAUAAAAUGUGACGUUAUCUUGCCAUUAACAGUGGAUUUUCUUCCCCUCCCCCCAAUCGGUCUUUAAAAAAAAACUGUCACACCAUACUGAAAGAGUUCUUGGUCAUUUAAAAGGUUCCUUUUCUCUCCACUGGUUGUGAAAAGAUCAUAUCUCAACACAAAUUUAAGUGACAAAAUCCACCAUCCUCAUUUUGUGUAAAAAUACAUUUAAAAGUUUCAUUUAAGAUGAUAUAAAUUUAAGUUCACCAGAUCAAGUGGGUAUCUUCCAAAGUGACUGUCUUCUUGCAUGAGUUGUGUAGCUCAGCACAUAAGUUGUCUGGUCAAAUUGAGCGAAUGUUGUUGCAAUUUUGGAAGAGAAUGACUUUCUACUCACAACACCAGAAGUGUGGAUUUUAUCUGUUACUUAUGCUGAAAGGAAGGGAAACAGUUACAGCAACCAGGAGCUCUUUCUGUGAGAAUUAUCAUGAUUAACUUGAAGAAAUGUGAACCUAUGUUUUAGGGACACAGAAAACCAAUAAGGAAAUACAGGCUAGUGUCAUACGCAAUUACAAAGCCAACAAUCUAUAGGACUGAACUUUGGAUCAAGUAUCCCUCUUACACUGACAUUUGAUUGUGGUAAAAAUAAUGCACUGUCUGUUCUUUUUUUUUUUUAAAAACAUGCACUAUCUUUUUUAUGUACCAUAUAAACCAAGAAACCCAGGAUGUUGAUUCAGUAACGUGACAUGUACAAAGUGCCAUAAUAAAAGAUAAAUGAAUCCUAC